AUGUCUACAUUUCCACCAGAGCUUGUUGAGAUAGUCGUAUAUGAAGCCUGGCACUCUGAUAUGCCAUCCUCGAUCCGAACUAGGUUCAUGACUACUUGCCCCCUUGUAAACCGAACGUGGAAAGCGGUCUAUGCCCCCAUUGCUUCUCAAGAUAUCUAUAUCACCAACCUUGCAUACAUAUACUACCUAUGCAAGAUAGCCCGGCUCCGAACAUCUAUCAUCUACCAUGACUUCAUCCCCCGGCUUUCCCGUACCAUUACCUGCUUCGUCCACCUCGGAGACAGAACAAAGGAAGCAGCGGUGAAAAGAGUGUAUGACUGUCUCAUCAACCUACCCAAUGACGUUGGCUUUAAAAAUCUCUUUCCACUCGUUCCGUACAUUUCUUUCGAGCUCGGUUGGAUCAGUUAUGGGCAGAAAUUGCAGUCCUGUGGUAUUCCCAUUUACAUCCGAGUCUAUUUCCACCGGUACCUGUCUAUCAACAAAGAUGCAUGCUACGAGGUCGAGAGACGAGUGGACUUUGGUAUUUCCAUGACAGACUCGGACCCUUUGCGGCGUGUCGACCCCUUGACCCGGACGGAUAUAGAGAAAUUGAGGAAAAUCUAUGUCAUUGGGGGCGUGCCAUGGUUCCUGUUUACAGUGACAUUGAAGGCUGAUCGUUGGAUGACACUUGAUGGCAUCCGCGCCUUCCGUCGAACGAUAGAGAUAUACCCGCAUCGAGGGGAUAUUAAAGAUAUUAAUUGGCGCUUGUGGAUGGCUUCAAAAGGGCGACGUAGUACGUGGGUAGAGCCUCUGCUUUCUGCGUGGAUCUAA
Guyanagaster necrorhizus is the source of this 810-nucleotide messenger RNA. RefSeq lists its product as uncharacterized. NCBI's taxonomy places the organism in Eukaryota, Fungi, Basidiomycota, Agaricomycetes, Agaricales, Physalacriaceae. The record is from RefSeq and is a predicted model, not a curated record. The transcript has a single exon. The coding region runs from base 1 to 810 and encodes 269 amino acids.